Molecule: messenger RNA, 6180 nt
Organism: Symbiodinium sp. CCMP2592
Lineage: Eukaryota; Dinophyceae; Suessiales; Symbiodiniaceae
Source: the annotation of a GenBank genome assembly
AUGGACUUGUUGGUGGCGUACGAGACCGGAACUGUGGAGCUAGUUGAGCUCUCCUGGCCCCCAGGCCUGGAGGAGGGCGUUCCGCAAAUAUGCGUCGGCUAUGUUAUCAUGAAGCGGCCCUCUGGCUUCUUGCUCUGUGUUCCGGAGGGCUUCAUGUCACAAGUGGAGCUGGAGAACGGCCAGGCUGCAAUGGAGCUGGAGGGAGUGGGCCCCUCGAUCGUCAUCAGGGCACCUCCGGUGCAGCUAGCCGCUUCAGGGGAUUGGGUCACAGCUCCCGAAGGAGAGGAGGAGGUCCCGGCCCUCUUGGUGGAUCUGGCCGCCCCUCUCGCGGAGCAGAUCAGCCCGGUCGACCUGUUGGCCCCGGACUUGGUGCUCUUCCGCCCCGGGCAGGCAAUGAUCUUUCCUUUGGCAUCGGACGUGCUUCGCCAAGCGCGGGAAUGGCUGACUACCGAUCCUUUCCCGGCCGAGCGGGGCGGGUAUCACACUGCUCAGUCUGCCCCGGAGGGCCCAUCCCCUGGAAAGGCAAGGCAAGCGAAACCGAAGCGGCCCACGGUGCAGCAGCUUGCCACCCAGCAGGAAAAGAUGAUGGAGCUGAUGGCUUCACUUGUCGGGCGGCUGGAUGCCUUGGCCCCUCCUGCUCCGGCGCAGGUUGCCCCGGCUGCUUCGGAGGCGCCAGCUCCUCAACCGGCGGCUCCACAUGCUGUUUUGAGCCGCCCCUUGGCUUCCGUGCUGCCUCCUUUUCAGAGUGCCCCGAAGAGUCUUGCUUCUGUGGUGGGCCCGCCCCCGCCGGCACGAGCGCAGCCGCCUGCUGCGGCCCAACAGCCAGACAAGGAGGAGCAAGCCAAUGCUCACUUGGAAGCGGGCGACCUGCCCCCGGUCGAGAGCGGCAACUCUUCUUUAGCAUCUGCGGUUCUUGCUCAAAGUCAGGCGCUGGUGGCGCUGGUGUCCCAGAUGUCGCAGGGAGUCACGGACCCUCUCUUGGAAGGCCAGCCCGGCCAGUCGACUUCAGUCAGGGGUUCGGUAGGCCGUGCAAAGCUCCAGCAGGAGCUCGCAGCCCGAACGGGAGCGUUCGCCGACCGUGUCCGCGAAAACAUGACUCGCAGAAUGGAUCCCACCGGGCUCUUGGCAGAAGACCAGGUGAGUUUCCUGCGCUUCUUGGAGCGCCACGGAGGCUAUGCAAAUCAGCAGCUGCUAGGCCUGAUUGCGUGGCAACUUGCUCAGUGCCUAGAUCUUCUGCAUAUUGGUUCCACCGACGGCGCUCGGGACGCCUUGAGCCUCCUGCUGGUGAUGGUGGAGCAAGUGGCCCGCGACCGCGGCAGCCCCACUUUGGGCUGGCUUCUAACCCUGCAAGCCGAUCCCCCUUUGGGACUGUUCCAGCCGCAAGCCGCCAUGCCGGGCUCUCAGAUCCAGAGCUUCACACCAUUGUGCGACCAACGCUGGAUCACGGUGGCAUUAGCUUACACAAAAGAACUCGAGACGAUUGCCGGCCGGGUUUCCGAGAGUUCUGCAAAGCCCCCGCCGCCAAAAGGGCCCAAGCCACCGACGCUGCCACCGCCAGCCGACCCGGCCACCGAGGAGCAGCAGCUCACAAAGAAGCAGCAAAGGGCUGCACAAUGGGAUGGCUUUGACUUGGGCGAAGUCCCCGGCACUGUGUUCCCUUUGGAGGGCGCGGCGGUGGAUGAGGAGUCCGGCUUCUCUUUUGUGGCCUGGAUUUCGGCCUUGCCUCGUUUGCUGCACUCAGGCAGGACCCAGUUUUCUCGAUUUCUUCUGUCGACUAUGCGUGUCUGCGAGGGGCCCCUGCUCGCCCCUACUUCCGCCCUUUUCCCGCUUCCUCUUCUCCGGGAGGGGAUCUUCCAAAAGCGGGCCCGGAGGAAUGCACCUGCCUCUCUCAGGCUUGCGGUUGAGCGCUGCGUCCACUUUGUCAGCAUGGGUUUGAACUACAUGCACGCAGGCUGCCGCCCCGUUCCUGUGCAUUCUCUACGGAGGCGCCUAAAUCCUCUCCAGGCCCAGGCCUAUGAUCGGAUUGAGGUGCUUGUCUGGGCGUGCGCUCGCCAGGCUGGUCAUGUACCGUCCUGCGCGGGCCGACGAGGAUUGCAUUUGGCCACCCGGCUUUCUGAAGUGCUGUCCUACUGCAAGCGUCUUGGACUUGACGCUGGGCCCUACGGGGCCGAUUCGGCGCUGCCUGAGGGCGCCGUUUGUGAGCCGCCUGAGCAUGUGUCUGGCGAUGGGGGCAAGGGCACUGCGGAGGCCCUGCAACCUUACCGGAGCAUCAGGGCUGAUCAGGUUGUGCUUCACGGCAAAGGUCUUUGGGACCUUUCCCGUCACCUCGGCCCGGACCUCUACCUGCCCUACGUUGAGCCCGAGGUCUACAGGUUCUCCGGGUCAGGCGCUCCUUGCGCUACUUUCGCCAGUGAGGAUAAAGCUGAGGUUUUCAGGCUUUGCAAGCUUUGGGACGCCUCUGGUCUUCUCGGCUUGACCCCCGGCCCGCUGCCGGAACGGCUCUGCGCUAGGGUGUUUGGGGCCUACAAAGGCCCGGGCCAGCAACGACAGAUUGGGGACCGACGGGGCCAAAACUCCCUUGAAUGCCAGCUGGUGGGACCGUCACGCUUCCUCCCGGUAGGUCCUUUGCUCUGCCGUGUGCACGUUCCUUCGGGCUCCUGCCUGGUCGGGUCUGUUACAGACAGGCGCGACUUUUACACUCAGGCGUCUGUUUCAAAGGAGCGCGCACUCACGAACGCGGUCGGGCCGGCUCUGCCCUUGGAUUGGUUCGCUGGCACCUCGGCUUUCGAUGACCUCCUGGCUGACCCCUCGCGGCACACCGUUGAUCCUGACCUUUACGCCGGAGCCUUGCGGUUUGACCGCCCUUCCUUGCUUUGCGAUCGAAAGCCUUAUGUUCACCCGACUUUUAAGGCUCUGUUCCAAGGCGAUGCCGGAGGGGUUGAGUUUGCUACGGCCGGGCACGAGGGUCUCCUGCACAGCUACGGGUGUCUCCGUGGGCCAGGGCGGCUUCAAAGCAAACACCCGGUCGCUCCCAACGGGCCGUGGCAGGGCUUGAUAAUUGACGACUUCUUCGCAUUAUCGGUUGAGCCCUGUGACUUUGUUGAGGGUGCACCCUGCCGAUCUUCCGAGCUUAUAGCCCAGGCCAAGGCCGGCUACAGCGCCGAAGGCGUGAUCGGGUCUGACAGCAAAGACAUCCUGAGCUCCCGAGCGUUCAAGGUUGCAGGUGCUGAGGUCGACUCGACUUCCGCCACUGUUGGCGCCGGUGCUACGCUCUGUGGUUACCCCGUCCACAAGCGACUCGCCCUUGCUGCUGCUUCUGUGCGGGCUGCACAGUGCCCCUGCCUCAGUGAGGAGCUUGUGUCCUGCCUUAGCGGGUCCUGGGUUUCCUGUUUGAUGUACCGCCGCUGCCUCACCUCCGUGCUUGACGGUCUUUUUGGGCUAGGCCGUUCAUCUUCAGCUGGCGGCGCGCCCGGCUCGACUUUGAGACCCCUCUCCCGAAAGGUCGCCGGCGAGCUUCAACUACUUGCGGUGCUUGCCCCUGUUGCGGUGUGCAACCUCUCUGCUGCCCCCUCUGAGGAGGUGUUCGCUACUGAUGCCUCUAUGCAGCGCGGUGCCGUAUGUGCUACACCGGUCCGGCCUGACGCCUCUCUUGGUCUCUGGCUGUCUCUUGAUGUGAAGGGUGCCCCGGUACACCUCAGCACUCCCGGCGCCCUGGGCAAACUGGGUGGCAGCGCUGGCCAAACUGACUUCGAAGACAGUCUGCCGCCAGACCACCUCACUGGCGAGCCCCCGACGGUUCAGAAGCCACUUGCCUUCAGGUUUGACUUUCUAGAGGUCGGUGUUUGCUCUGGCAUUGUCUCGGCAUGCCUUGCCUCCAGAGGCUAUAGUGUCGGUCCUCUCGUUGACUUUGCUCGGUCUCCCCACUACGACCUUGCUUCCCCACGGCUGCGAGAAUGGCUCCUUCACUUGAUCGGGACUGGGCGUCUGAGAUCUAUUGCCUUGUGUCCUCCGGCCUCGUCCUUCCGACCGUUUGGCCGCUUCCUCCUCCGGUCGUGGACUUGCCCUCUUGGUUUUGAUCCCCGGCACCCCACGGUUCUGAAGCAAAACACAAUUGCUGCCGUGUGCUUCGCUGUCCUCUGGGGCUGCGCUAGAUACCGAGUUCCAGCUGUCCUUGUGCACCCUGCCUCCUCGCUCCUCCCACAACUUCCCGGCUGGGCCUACCUUAGGGAUAAGAUCGGGUUGAUAGACUCUAAGGCUAGGGACCCUUGGGGUUUUGCACGGGCAGGCUGCCGCGCCCUGGUGUCGGGCAUCUCGCCUCCUGUCGGCUCUCGCUUUGUUGAGCCUCCCGGCCUUCAGCAACCUGCUGCCAAGGGCGUCCUUUGCUGCCCUCGACUUGCGUUUUCUCUCGCUGGAGCUUUUGCUGGUGCCCUUGACCCCGGUGGGCCUGCCGGCCCUGAGCUCUGCCCGACCGGCCUGGAGAACAUCAUCGCAAACGACUUGCUGCUUGCUGCCCCCUGGUCUGUCGUUGCAGAUUGGCCCUGGAGGCGCAUAUCGCAUAUCAACGUCCUGGAGACGAAGGCUGUGCUGAAAGCUAUUCAGCUUGUGAUCAAAGAGGGCGGAAACCGGAAGGUACCCCUCCUUCUGGACUCAGCCGUUGCUCGGGGUGCGAUAGCAAAGGGGAGGUCUUCCUCCAGGCUUCUCCGCCCCGUUCUCCUUCGGAUCUCAGCAUCCCUCGUCGCAGGAGGAGUCUAUGUUGCCAUGGGCCAUGCUCCGACGCGCCUGAAUGUCGCCGACGACCCGACUCGGUGCACUCUGUUGAGAAAGGCUUCGGGGCAGCUUCUCUCUGACCUUCUAGCUGGUGACAGCUUCCUGCAAGCCUGCCGUGUGUCGGGCCUUUCCAGCGCCUGUGCUGGAUGGUACCGGCUCUCCCUGCUCCUUUCCUUUAGGACCUCUAGGGCCUGGGGUUUAGACCUUUUAGGGGUUCUGGGACAACCUUUUCGGGCCGAAUGGCCAGCCUCCGCAGCUGCACCUGUUGCUGCCGAGCAGUCUGCUUUCAACGCCAGCCGUCUGUUUGACGCUACUUUGGGCUUCCCUGGUGAGGGGCCGCUUGAGCCUCGAAAUGCCAAGGACGCGCUGCGACGGAGGGCCCGCCAAGGUGAAACUCUGCCUGAAGGUCGUCCUGUUCAGUUACGCACGUCUGCCAACCGGUCCUCGCUGCUUAAGGCUUUUCAAGAUUGGCUCCUCGCUGGUGGUCUCGAAGCUGAGGGAUACUUGAGCUGGCCUGCUGAGGAGAUUGGUAGAGUGCUUGCUGUUUUCGGCCGCGAGCUGUUCGAGGCUGGCUACCCGUACUGGCACCUGGCCGAGACGAUAAAUGCGAUCGCCUCGAAGAGGCCUGCGGUGCGGAGACAACUGCAGGCGGCUUGGGACGUUGCUUUCAGCUGGAUGGCGGCAGAGCCGCAUUCGCAUCAUGUCGCCAUGCCUGCGGUUGUGCUGUUGGCAGUGCUUGCCGUCAGCCUCCUUUGGGGAUGGAGGUCAGAGGCUGGCAUCUUUGGUCUGGCUUGGGGCGCACUUCUGCGCAUUGGUGAAGCUGUUGGCGCCAGGAGGGAGUGCCUUGUUUUGCCGCGCGACGUCCUCGGAUCUCAGACUUACGUCCUGCUGAGGAUCGAGGAGCCAAAAACGCGAUACAGGGCUGCCCGCCAACAAGCAGGUAAGCUCGAGCAGGCCGACUUGGUUGAGCUCGUCGACCUCGCCUUCGCCAAGCUCCCACCGUAUAGCAGGCUCUGGCCAAUGACCGCUCAGACGUUGAGGCGACGACUCGAUGCAGUGCUGGAAGCCUUGUCGAUCCCUACCGCCCGUGGUACCACCAGGCCGCUCGACCUUGGGUCGUUCAGGCCUGGCGGUGCCACGCACAUGCUUCAGAUCACGGAGGACUCUGAACUUGUCAGACGGCGAGGCAGGUGGGUGUCGCCGAAGGUUAUGGAAAUCUACUUGCAGGAGAUCGCCUCCCAGACGUUCUUCCCUGCCCUCCCGCUCGCUACGAGGAACAAGGUCAUGCAGGCAGCAGCGUGUUUCCCUGAACUGUUACGGCGAGCGCGCCAGUGGACUCAGAAUGGUGUCCCCACUGGCUCAUGGUUUUACCUCUGGAGCUUUCAAAGCGUCGCCACGGGCAAAGGCGACUAG